Molecule: messenger RNA, 1572 nt
Organism: Penicillium malachiteum
Lineage: Eukaryota; Fungi; Ascomycota; Eurotiomycetes; Eurotiales; Aspergillaceae
Product: sugar porter family MFS transporter
Exons: 3
Coding region: 1-1572 (523 amino acids)
Biological process (GO): transmembrane transport; carbohydrate transport
Cellular component (GO): membrane
Molecular function (GO): carbohydrate:proton symporter activity
Source: RefSeq, a predicted model, not a curated record
AUGUCUCAACUCCCAAUGGGAAGCUCCGAUGUGAGCAGAAUUGAAUCCCCGAUCUCCCUUCGAGCCUAUCUCAUCUGUGGAUUUGCCUGUUUCGGUGGUAUUCUCUUUGGAUUCGACUCGGGAUAUAUUAGUGGUGUCGAGGGCAUGGCAUAUGUGAAGGAACACUUUGGUCAUGCCGUGCCGACCAGUGUUGAUGCUUCUGGAUUUAUACUGGCCAGCUGGCAGCGCUCUUUGAUCACCUCUAUCCUCUCAGUUGGUACUUUCUUUGGUGCUCUGAUUGGUGGUGAGAUUGCUGAACGUAUUGGUCGUCGCUUAACUAUUCUUGUCUCUUGUUUCAUCUUCGCUUGCGGUGUCGUCGGUCAAACUGCCUCAUACACCGUUGCUGGACUGGUAAUUGGUCGUUUGAUCGCGGGUUUUGGCGUCGGUGGUGUUUCUGCUACUGUCGUUCUGUAUGUCUCCGAGAUUGCUCCCAAGAAGGCUCGCGGUCUGCUUGUCUCUCUCUAUCAGUUUGCUGUAACCAUCGGUCUGCUCUCUGCAUCGGGCGCGACACAGGGAACCUCAGGUCGCAAUGACUCUGGCUCUUACCGAAUUCCCAUUGGUAUCCAGCUUGCUUGGGCUUUGAUCCUUGCAUCUGGCCUGUUUUUCCUCCCAGAAUCCCCUCGUUAUCUGGUCAAGGUCAAUCGAAUUGAAGAUGCUGCUGCUUCUCUCUCCCGUGUUCGUGGCGCUCCGGCGGAUUCACCCCUCAUCCAGGCUGAGCUCGCUGAGAUCAAGGCCAACUGGGAGUAUGAAUUUCAACUAACCAAGACCACCUGGGCAGAUUGCUUCAAGGGAGGUAUCAGCAGCCCCAGUGGCAACUUGCGCCGCGUCUUAGUUGGUGUGUUCGCGCAGAUGUUCCAGCAGUGGACUGGCGUUAACUUUAUCUUCUACUACGGAACCACCUUCUUCCAGUCUAUCGGAAUGUCGAACUCCUUCCUCAUGUCCACUAUUAUGAACAUUGUGAAUGUUGCCUGUACUCCUGUUUCCUUCUGGACUAUCGAACGAUUUGGACGUCGGACUCUGCUCCUCUACGGAGCUGUAGUCAUGUGCUUGUGCGAGUUCAUCGUGGCUAUUGUCGGUACCGCUGAUGGUACCUCCAAAACCGCCAACACAUGUCUCGUUGUCUUCACCUGCAUCUACAUUGCCGCAUUCGCUUCAACCUGGGGCCCAGCCUGUUGGGUCUUGGUUGGCGAGAUCUUCCCCUUGCCCAUCCGUGCCAAGGGUGUCGCUUUGUCAACUGCGUCGAACUGGUUCUGGAACUGCAUCAUCGGUGUUGUCACCCCCUACAUGGUUGACGCAGACAAGGGUAACCUUGGCUCCAAGGUCUUCUUCGUUUGGGGUGGAUGUCUGUUCUUCUGCUUCCUCUUUGCUUACUUCUGCGUUUCUGAGACCAAGGGUCUUUCCUUGGAACAGAUUGAUCGCAUGCUGGAGGAGACCACCCCUGCUAACUCGGCUGCUUGGAAGCCUCAUGACACAUUUGCGCAUGAGAUGGGUCUGACCAAGGGUGUUGAAGCCACUGAAGUUGAGAAGGUUUAA